Orbicella faveolata is the source of this 1500-nucleotide messenger RNA. RefSeq lists its product as uncharacterized. The record is from RefSeq and is a predicted model, not a curated record. Gene Ontology annotation, molecular function: calcium ion binding. Gene Ontology annotation, cellular component: myosin II complex. Lineage: Eukaryota; Metazoa; Cnidaria; Anthozoa; Scleractinia; Merulinidae.
UAACUCAAUUGUCCUUACCAGUUUAGAAAUUUUCUAAAACAGCCGGCAUUCGAGCCCAUCUUGCAUCACUUUCAUUGGUUAACAAAAUGCGUUGCAUUUUAAAAUGUGUCAGGUGUGAGCACUCCUUUGAAAUGUGAUAUUCUAAACAAAAAUUAUGCUUUGUAUAACAAAUUAACUGAAAACGUCGUUCGCUCAACAGCUCUGUUUUCAGAUGAUUGAGUUUGUGAAUCACUUUUUCUCUUAAUUGGGAGACAGAGAACAAUUUUCUAACGGCGCAAGGAAGAAUAAUAUCUGGAACAUUUACAGAUGGAAAAACUAACACAACAAGAAAUCGAAGAAUAUGUUGAGGCUUUUAAAUGCUUUGACUUGAACGAAAAUGGUCACUUAUCUACAAAGGAACUCAAAUGCGCUAUGCGCAUGCUCGGAUUGAAUCCGACUGCCCUGGAAGUACAGGAACUCGUCAAUGGAUUGGACUACGAAGAAUUAGAAGACAUGAAAAUGAAGAAAAAAAAUGAAACAGGAACCGGUGAAUUAUGGAAGAAUAACGACUUUCCGAUAUAUGAAGGCACUGUUGAUUUUAAAGAGUUCGUCAACGUGAUGGAGAAUUACAGAAGUCUGCGGCAAGACGAUGAAGCCGCCAUGUAUUUUAAAGUAUUCGAUUCUGAGCACCGAGGCUAUAUUGAAGGGAAAGCUAUCAAGCGAUCCUUGCAGUUUUUGGAUGAUGUACCCAACAGCGAGAUUGAGGAAAUCGUGACGAAGAUGAAUCUUACGGAUGAUAAAAAAAUCACUAUCGAAGAGUUUGCAGCCAACUUCCUUACACCGCUUAUCUUGAAAGACUCGGAGGAAAUGCUCUGAUGCGCCUUGGUCGAAGGAAAAGAACAUCUAAAUGUUAUUGAGCGUUAAAAUAACUAAGGUUGAAUUCAGGGUCCUUCCAGCAUUUGAUAGAUCAUGAUUGCUAGUUAAGGCUGCUUUGUAUCUUACUAUCAUUAACCUAACAAAUGCUAUUUGGAUUCCGCGCAGGCGUGGCAUGGCUCGUUCCCAGGGAGUCUCAUUCUCCCGCCCUUCCUCUCGCUGCGAUAGAGCGGGAAGAUAAGAGAACCUGGGAACGAAGUUGGGACUGGCUAAAAUGGUGUCUCUUCACAGGAUAUAGUGAGCAAGGAAAACAUUGCAAAAGAUGUAAUUUCACUUGUUUUGAGGGUUGGCAAAGAAAACCAUGUUUUUUAGCUUUUAUCUCUUUUAAACAGCAAAGGCAGCAGGCAUUAUACUCUCAUAAAAUACUUCAGUUAUUUGCUAACACUAUAAAUAAAACACUCGCCCGCGACCGUUCCUUUCUAAAUUUCUCUCGUUUUCUCAAAUUCAUGUCAUGUUUAAUGAUGAUAUCAUUUGCAUAUGGUUUUUGACCUGGGUAUAGGUAAAGCUUGCAUGCCAGCCAAGUGGCCCAUCAGGCCGGAGCUUAUCCCGGUUUCUGUAGCAUGAAUUGACUAGGAGUAUUUUUGCUCC